Molecule: messenger RNA, 3283 nt
Organism: Synchiropus splendidus (mandarinfish)
Lineage: Eukaryota; Metazoa; Chordata; Actinopteri; Syngnathiformes; Callionymidae
Gene: wnt9a
Product: wingless-type MMTV integration site family, member 9A
Exons: 4
Coding region: 277-1566 (429 amino acids)
Biological process (GO): neuron differentiation; canonical Wnt signaling pathway; multicellular organism development
Cellular component (GO): extracellular region
Molecular function (GO): frizzled binding; cytokine activity
Source: RefSeq, a predicted model, not a curated record
CCCCUGCUGCUGGUCUCAUGAUGUCGUGGCCCCUCACGCUGCUGAAUUCCUCUCCUGCUCUGCUCUGCCACUCAGGUGGAGCAGACCAGCACCAGAAGGUGGUGUUUCGGUGGAGGAAGACUGAGACGCCACAAGGCUCUGCGUGCUCGCGCUCAGACUUUGCUCCAGACCUUUUGCUGUUUCUGUCAGCAGCUCCAAGCGGCAUCUGUGGGAGCCACCUCUUUCUUUUUCCGGCGUGAUAACGGCACCUCCACUCCGGACCCCAGCGGUGAGGACAUGAGGGUGAGGGAGAGAGCGCUGCUUCACCCCUCCCCGCCCCCUCCUCAGCUGGUGGGAGGAGCGGCUCGUCUCUAUAAGAGGUGCGCAGCGGCCGGGCGCAGACUUCAGCGCAGCUACUCAGAGGAACGAAAUGAUCUGCCCUGGAGCCGCAGCAAAAUGCUGGAUGGACACCUACUCCUGGGAUGGUUAUCGGUCACAGUGGUAGUCAGCCUCCUCAGCCUGCCCGGACCCGCCGCAGCCUACUUCGGGUUGACCGGGAAUGAACCACUGUCCAUCCUGCCACUGAACUCUCUACCCGAGGAGAACGUGGGCCGGGCCCACUUCAAGCUGUGCGACAGGCUGAAGCUGGAGAAGAAGCAGCGCAGGAUGUGCAGACGUGACCCGGGCGUGGCCGAGACCCUGAGAGAGGCCAUCACCAUCAGCGCCUUGGAAUGCCAGUAUCAAUUCCGCUUCGAGAGGUGGAACUGCACCUUGGAGGGGCGCCACAGAGCCAACAUUCUCAAGAGAGGAUUUAAAGAGACAGCCUUCCUGUACGCCGUCUCCUCGGCCGGCCUGACCCACGCGCUGGCCAAGGCCUGCAGCGCCGGCCGCAUGGAGCGCUGCACGUGCGACGAGGCGCCGCACCUGGAGAACCGCGAGGCCUGGCAGUGGGGCGGCUGCGGGGACAACCUGAAGUACGCCAACAAGUUUGUCAAGGACUUCCUGGGCAAACGCUCCAACAAGGACCUGCGCGCUCGCGUGGACCUGCACAACACCAACGUGGGCAUGAAGGUCAUCAAGGCCGGGGUGGAGACCACCUGCAAGUGCCACGGCGUCUCGGGCUCCUGCACGGUCCAGACCUGCUGGAGGCAGCUGCAGCCCUUCCACAUGAUCGGCAAGGAGCUGAAGCAGCGCUACGAGACCUCUGUGAAGGUGGGCAGCUCCAGCAACGAGGCCACAGGGGAGGCGGAGCUCUCCACGGGCCGCGGCCAGCAGCAGCAGCAGCCCACGCAGCAGCAGCAGCAGCAGCAGCCGCCGCUGCCGGCCGGCGAGCAGAUCCCCCGCACCAUGGACCUGCUCCACAUCGAAGACUCGCCCAGCUUCUGUAGGCCCAGCAAGUACUCGUCGGGCACGGCGGCACGCAAGUGCUACAAGGACAAGAACUGCGACGCCAUCUGCUGCGGGCGAGGCCACAACACCCAGAGCCGGGAGGUGACCCGGCCGUGCCAGUGCCAGGUCCACUGGUGCUGCUACGUGGAGUGCAAGCAGUGCAUGCAGCGAGAGGAGGUCUACACCUGCAAGGCGUAGCGCCCGGACCCGGGUGGACCUAGAGCCCGCCCAGACACACGGCCGCCCGAGGACGAAGCACUUUGAGGGCCCGGGCCGACAUCCGACACAGAGACACUCGGUGGCUCACGCAGCUCACUCUCCAGCGCGGGACCCGGCGCCGGCAGGCGACAGUGAAAAUCAUAUUCAGAGACUGUAACCAACGAGACGGGGUGUAAGAAUUACACGCACACAGUUACACUCCCACGCCGUGGGUUUGCUUGUAGAUAAACAUAGUUAUAUUGUACUGACCUUAUACAAGCCACUUAUCAAACCCUUCUUUAAACCAACCACUAACGUGCGCGCGAGCGCCCUCUGUUGACCGACUCUGCGGGUCCUGGGAGAGGCAGCUUUGGUGUUCAGGGAACGACGUAAACCACUAUCCGUGUCUGGAUGGAGCAGAGCGCAGUGGCACGACAUGACAGUGACCGUGAGACGACUUCAGCGCCGCUGGCUGCUGUGACUCCAGCGUGGUGCGGCUCUUUGGAGCGCAAAUCCACUUAAGAGGAUUCUUGUUCCUCUAACUUUGAAGUUGCAGAGGACCUGUGGUGAAGUGGAGGAAUGUAGCUCGCCCCCGCCGCCCCAUUUCUGACCCCUUUCCACUUUAGCUGCCAUGAUACGAUUGAGCCGACUCACAGACAGGCAGCGAGUCAGAGCAGGCAGCGACACACUCCGCGUUACACUCGCUCCACACAAGCCGACGCCGACGUCUGACCAGCGAGAGCGGAGCCGCUGCUCCUCACCGUGACCGAGGGUGCGGCGAGGAUUCGCUGUUGAAACUCUCCGUGUUCUGGAGGGAGAGAACGACCGUGUCUGUUCCUCAGACACCUCCUGAAACACACCAGCACGCCAGUUGGCUGCUGUGCGCUUUCCCUUUGAUAUUGAAGCCUGAAUGCGAGUCACAACCCCCCUCCGUCCCAACUCCCUCUGAGCUCAAGUUUUCAUUCUCAUUCCUCCAGCUCCAGUCCCAGAUCCAAACUCAGAGCUCUGUGGAUGACGCUGUGAGGUCACAUGUCGCCCGGUGUAGAUCUGCUGCGGCGUGACUGAAGACGAAGCUCCUCAGGGCGGUGGAUUUGAUGUGAAGAGAGUCUGGUGAAAAGCAAGACGUGGAUCAGUGCACGCUGCAGGGAAACCAUAAUAGCAGCCCUCAGACGCCCCGCAGCGCUCGGUAUGUGCGUUCCAAACACACGUGGGCUACACUCCCUCCUGUCCAGAGGACGUCCAGUUCAGAGGAUGUACAUAGGCGGAGUAGCUCGUGGUCUCCACAACUCUGCACUGGUCAUGCACAAAAUUCUAUUUUAUAAAGAAAGCAAAGUCUAAAUUAUUUUUGUAAGAUGUAAAUAACGACAAAUUGAGUUUAUGUCCUGCUUUUUUUUUUUUUUUUUACUCUGUUGUUAUGUUUCUUUCGGGGUGGAGGCUUCAGAGAGCAGCGCAGAGCUUCAGCUCAUCUCCCACUAGUUGCCGUCGGAUCCUGAAGCAGCCACCAACACAGCAGGAGCAGACGUGUCCCUGGAGGCUGUGGAAGAUUCAGACCAGUGUUCGGACGACCACAGCUUCUGUUCACACACUCAUGUCUUAUGGGAACCUAAGUUAUUGUACUCUACCUCAUGUGCAUAGCUUGUAGGCAUAAACAGAUUACAGAUGACUGGUAAGAAUGUAUUUAAGUUAUUUAACAUCUUUGUAUAACAAAGGAGAAAAA